AGGCGCGCCUCAUUUGACAGAAACAUUUGAGGUCCUUUUACUUCACGUGCGCGCCGUGGGAAGUAACCAUGCCGAAGUCAAAGAGGGAUAAGAAAAUUUCUUUAACAAAAACCGCCAAGAAGGGACUCGAAUCAAAACAGAAGUUGAUAGAGGAGUUACGGAAAUGUGUCGACACCUACAAAUAUUUGUUCAUCUUUUCUGUUGCUAACAUGAGGAAUAACAAACUGAAAGACAUCAGGACGGCAUGGAAACACAGCAGAUUCUUCUUUGGAAAAAACAAAGUCAUGAUAGUUGCUAUUGGGAAAGGAGAAACAGACGAAUACAGGGAUAACUUAUGUCAGGUCAGCAAGCAUCUUCGAGGGGAAGUGGGAGUGCUUUUCACCAAUAAAACCAAGGAGGAGGUACAAGAGUAUUUCAGCCAUUACAAAGAGAUGGAUUAUGCACGGUCAGGAAAUCGAGCUCAGAUGGAUGUGACUCUGGACGAAGGACCUUUGGAGCAGUUCACUCACUCCAUGGAGCCUCAGCUAAGGCAGCUCGGCCUCCCCACUGCGCUCAAAAAAGGUGUUGUGACACUACUGAAGGACCACACGGUCUGCAAAGACGGCGAUAUUCUCACCCCUGAGCAAGCUCGUAUUCUGAAACUGUUGGGUAUAGAGAUGGCAGAGUUCAAAGUGACCAUCAAAUGCAUGUGGAGUUCUGAAACCGGAGCAUUUGAGAUCCUGGAGGGGGAAGACCAUCCCAUGCAGGAUAACGAAGUGGAGGAUGAUGAUGAAGAGGCAGAAGAUGGAGAGUGAAAGAAGAUGACUUUUUUUCCCCCCUUCCAUUCGUUUAUAACUUUUAAAUGUCACAUGAUCAGGAUGUUGAAAUUUAGUGGGUUCCAGGAAAUGUACUCUUACCCUCCAACUUUUUUUUUUUUUUUAAAGCUAUGGACAAAUGUUGCUCAACUGUACAGUAUGGUUUGAAAACAUUGCUAUUAUUACAUGUACCAAUGCCACAAUGUAAACCAAAAAAUGUUACAUUUAAAAUCAGGUGAAAUUCUGUAUGGAAAUGAAGUAUCAUCAGAUUUACAAAACUAAUCUUGAAACAAUUCGAGUACAGUACAAGUAACAAAUUGGUGGAAAGCAUGCACAUUCAAAUAGUGCUAAGUUUAAAGUGAGAACCUUUCAAGUCUGCUGAAAGCCAUUCUCCCUCUGCCGGUGCCUUUCCUAGCAGAGUUUGGCAAGAUACUGCUUGAAAUAGUGUCAGGCAGUUAUUGCAUCAACCAGUUACACAUUUACACCUUCAAACAAUUUAGAGCCUUCAAUUAACCCAUGUUUUGGGGGGCGCGUUGGAAAACCGGAGACCAAAAAGUGGACGCAAAGCUAAAUAACUGAGGAAGCAGGAAAAGUCUCAGAAAGGCAUACAGAUGUUGCCGUCUUGGCAAUAUUAGUGAAACAUUAAAAAGCUGGGUAAUUCCAUUCACCGGUUUCCAGUUGAUUUGGGUCGGGUCAAAUUAAGUUCACCCAUUAAAGGUGCAUUGCUUUCAAG
Corythoichthys intestinalis (scribbled pipefish) is the source of this 1527-nucleotide messenger RNA. It is a transcript of the gene mrto4, whose product is annotated as MRT4 homolog, ribosome maturation factor. Gene Ontology annotation, cellular component: nucleolus; preribosome, large subunit precursor. Lineage: Eukaryota; Metazoa; Chordata; Actinopteri; Syngnathiformes; Syngnathidae. The record is from RefSeq and is a predicted model, not a curated record. Gene Ontology annotation, molecular function: RNA binding. The transcript is spliced from 8 exons. Bases 69 to 794 code for a protein of 241 amino acids. Gene Ontology annotation, biological process: rRNA processing; ribosomal large subunit assembly; ribosomal large subunit biogenesis.